Messenger RNA from Aedes albopictus (Asian tiger mosquito), 3235 nucleotides. RefSeq names its product protein DEK (gene Dek). Lineage: Eukaryota; Metazoa; Arthropoda; Insecta; Diptera; Culicidae. The transcript has 9 exons. Bases 109 to 1974 code for a protein of 621 amino acids. Gene Ontology annotation, biological process: regulation of double-strand break repair; chromatin organization. Gene Ontology annotation, molecular function: DNA binding; histone binding. Gene Ontology annotation, cellular component: nucleus. The record is from RefSeq and is a predicted model, not a curated record.
GCCUCUGUAGCUGUCAAACUAUCCCGCCUUUUCGCACAUUCGAAUGUUUAUGCCGCGCGCCAUCGGGCAACACCAUUUCGAAUUCUUCAAGUUUGAUAUUUUGCUAACAUGUCGGCAAACGCCGAUAAAGAGAAAAAUUCUACCAAAAUGGCCGAAGAUCGCGAAGAAGAGAAAGCUACUAGCCCCACCGCCGAAGCCGAGGAAGAAGAUUCCUCCAAGGUAGAGGCAACCGCCGAUAGCAAGAAGAAGGCCGCCGAGGUAUCGAAAGAAGAGGAUAACGGUGAAGCCAGUGACGAUAAGGAGGAUGCCGCUUCUGGUGAAGAUGAGAAAGAUGAAGAAAAAGAAGAAAAGCCCAAGUCGAAAAAGUCCUCCGACGACGUGAAAUCCAAGAAGUCUACCGAUAAGGCAAAGAAAGCCAAGGAUGAAGCCGACGGUGAAGAUAAUGGGGAAGAAGAGGAAGAAGAUGUAGAAGAAGAAGGGGAAGAAGAGGAGGAAGAUGAGGAAGAAGCCGAGGAGGAAGAAGAGGCAGAAGAGAAACCGAAGGCCAAAAAGGCCGCCAAGGAGAAGCCGAAAGCGGAACCCAAAGCUCCGGCUAAAAAUGGCGAGAAGAAGCCAGCUUCAACCACUGGAAAACCUCUGGGUGCGAUCGCUCUGAUCGACGCCAACAUUGUGAAGACGAAAAUGGAUGUUCUGCAACCGUUGCACAUGAUCGUCUACGAGAAGGAAGGCAAGGCUCCUCACAUGAAGAGAAACUUGAAAAAGUUCGAUGGCUUCAACUUCGAAGUUGAUUCCGAGGAUUACAAGAAACGAUUAGAAGCGGUGGAGAAGUACGACGAGAAGAAGCUUGCUCAAACAGCGGAAGUUCUCACACUGGAAACCAACGGAUCAAAGGAGGAGCUUGCCGAAAGGAUUCUCAUGUUUUUGAUGAAGCCCGAUGGCGAUGAAGAGCUGCCUCAGGAGGAAGCCGAAGAUGAAGAGAUGGCCGAGGAGGAAGAGGACGACGCGAGUGAAGAGGAAACAAAGAAACCUUCCAAGCGAGCAGCUCCCGCAUCUGGAAGGGGUCGCGAGACGUCCAAAUCGUCAGGCGGUAGACCUAAGCGAUCUACGGCCGGUCGGGGCUAUCAAGACAAUUCCUUAUAUGUAGAUUACUCCAGUUCCGAGGAGGAAGCCAAGGCUGUCAAGGCACGUCGCCGUCGCAACGAUUCCGACAGCGGAUCUGACUACAACCCAUCGGCGGGUUCUGAUUCCGAUGCCGGCAAGCGGCGGUCUGGUCGCGCCCCCGCACGUGGAAGCCGAGUCUCAGCGCGGAGCCGACGUCGUCAAUCCAGCGAGGAGGAGGAAUCCGAGAGUGCCAGCGAGGAUGACUUCAGCGAUGACGAGCCCAAGAAAAAGAAGGCUAAACCAACGGGUCGGGGCCGGGGUCGUCCAGCGGCCGCCAAGCCUGCUGGCAGAGGUCGAGGCCGCAAGCGGAAGGCAGAAACCGAAAGCGAAGAAGAGGAAGACGAGGAGGAAUCCGAAGUAGAGAGCGAGGAUAGCGAGAAGCCGCAGAAGAAAACGCCAGCCAAGGGCGGCAAAGUGGUAGAGAAGAGUAAAGCAAAGAAUGCCACCCCUACUAAAGGACGAGGUCGACCGAAGCGAGAUGCCCCAGCGAAAAAAUCGAAACGUGAUGAAAGCUCCGAGGAGGAGGAGGAAGAAGAAGAACCUGAGCUGGAGGAGUCCGAGGACGAGAAACCUCUAAAGAAGGGCAAGGAAGAAAAGGAGAGUAAGAAAGAAAAAGAGAAGGAGAAGGAGGGAGGACCCCCGAGCGAGGACGAUAUUAAGGAAUUCCUAAAGGAAAUCCUCGAGGAAGCCAACCUGGAGGAAAUCACCAUGAAAACGGUCUGCAAGAAGGUGUACGCCAAGUAUCCCGAGCACGAUCUGUCCCAUAAGAAAGAUUUCAUUAAGGCUACCGUCAAAUCUCUUAUAUCAACGUAAGGACUCCGUCAAAAGUAAAAUUUGUGUUUUCGAGUUUAUGCACGUUUUAAAUCAACAACAACAACAACUGCAACUAUAUAACAAGAAUUUAAGCGAUAAAGUCCUACAUCACGUGAUUCUUGCACGUGUGGGACGUUCAACGGGAUGAUCUAUAAAUGGAAGCAAGCACACAAACAGAGAGAGCGAGGUUUGUAGGGAAGCAUGUAACGAAGGAAUGAAAGCCAAUCACAGAAUGUCCGUUUCUGCCGCAAGAAGGAAUUAUUUUGUCAAGUGUAGUCAAAUCACAACCGUGUAAGGGUGGUCCCAUAUGUCGGCAAUCCAGUAAGAGUAAGCAUCCCCUCACUUCAGUGCAGAAGGCUAGUAUUUAAGAGUCAGAGAUCGAUUUAUUGCACACAGACACAUUCAUCCACAGACCGGAAAUCGAAACCGUUAGCAUUCACAAAAUCAGCUUGAUGUCACUUACAACAACAACAACAAACUGUCAUUUGAUGAUGCGCACGACGACAGCUCGUCUCUGUCCCCAGGAGUACAAAAACUAUUUUUUGGUUUCUUGAUAUUUGGCAUCAGGGAUGGCAUUCCGCACUUAAAAUGUGCACAGUGCAGCUCAUUUUCAUAUUAAAACCGUGCACACUUGCACUCACACUGAGGAGCAUGCCAUCUCUGUUUGGCAUGAUCACUUCUAUUAUUUUUUAAUAACAGUUUAUUGACUUUAUUUUGAAAAUUAAAACUCUUGUUUCUCGCCACUAGACGAUUGAAUUGAAUGAAGUUUUAUUUCUUCAAGUUUAAAGUUUUUUUUCCUCUCGUAUUACAUGUAGAAUGUUCGGUGUACUCGAAAAAAUCAUAUAUUUUUUGGCAUUAAAGUUCGACACACUACCUUAUAUUAUUUAAUAGGACAGGAAUCUAUCUUUAACCUAUUAAAAUCCACAAGAGGAGAUCAUUUCGAUAAAAUAGAACUCAAAAUAAUUAUUAGCGAUAGGAGCGCAAUAAUGAAAACAAAAUUUUAUUGCAAAAAUUCUAGAAACGACACGUAGAAAAAAAAAACAAAAAACAGAUGAGACACAAGCUAAGUCGUGUUAAUGCUACUUGACAGAGAGUUUAGUUCAUUUUUUUAUAUUCGAGAGUAAUGUAAUGAUGAAAAAGCGCGCUAUAUAAAUUGCAGUGUUUAAAAUAAUUAUUAUAAAUACAGACGAUGAUGGUAUGAAAACAAAACAAUAUUCAGAUACAAAUAAACAAUAACUAGGUGGACCCUUACUCUAUAGAA